AUGGUAUUCCGCGGAAAGCCGUCGAAAGCGUGUCAUAGAUGCAGGGAACGUCGGCUGAAGUGCGACUUGGUCAAGCCCAGAUGUACCCAAUGCUUGCGGGCCGGGCGGAAAUGUCCCGGCUAUCGGCCCCAGUCGAAUGACAGAUUCCUUGAUCAGACGGCCGAAGUGGUGUUCAAAGCUCGACUCGCAGAGGACGCUCGGACCGAGCAAGUGCAGUCUGAUCAAGCAAUGACCAAAGAACUUCCCCGCAGCCUCUCGCUGCCGAUUGAGGCCCGAGCAACAAGCUUCCUUCUCUCAAAUUUUAUUCAAGGUAGCAACUUCGAAUACCUGCCUUCACUUUACGCUCCGUACUCAGUUAGAGAGGAACAUCUCUCGGCCAGUAUCGAAGCUGUAGGACUAGCCAGUCUCUCAAAUCAGCUCAGAUCAUUGCAGGUCUCGAAGCAAGGCAGAAAGCGCUAUAUCCAUGCCAUCCAGGCGACGAACACGGCUCUGCGAUCUCCGGUCAGGGCAACGGAGGAUAGUACAUUACUCUCAGUCUUGCUUCUCAGCCUAUACGAAGCAAUCACCUGCACAACGCAGCUCACUUUGUGCUUAUGGGAGAGCCAUAUCAAGGGCGCCAUGGCACUUAUCCGGCUCCGUGGCCGUCAGCAAAUGAAUACCCAGCUUGGUCUUCAACUACUCAGUCAGACCACCUUUAGUGUAGCCAUCAGCGCCCAUCGCAACAUGGCCGCAGUCCCCACAGAGAUUACCUCUCUCGUCACCCACGGUCUUCAGUACGCAAGUGAGGACGAUCCAUCAUGGAGUCUUAAACUUAUCUCAUUCCGCGCUGCGGAUCUUCGUGCUGCGAUCAAGUCAGGCAGUCUGUCCGACCCGGACGUGAUAAUUGCGGCCGCAAUGCAGUUGGACCACGACUUUGUGCUGUGGUCGAGUACACUGCCACCGUCAUGGCAAUUCAAGACUGUUUUGGCAGAACACGCCGAUGGGACGUUGGUCUAUGAAGGGUAUUACCAUUUGUAUUCUACCCAUGGCAUUGCUCGGAGCAUGAACGCUUGGCGCAUGCUUCGAAUGCAACUCAAACUGACGAUCAGGGAACAAAUCCUUCGGCAGCACACGUCUCCCCUGCGAUCUCAAGAUUACACCACGCUGAUGCGACACGCCGAAUCAAUUAUAACACAACUUUCUUCCGAGAUCUGCGCCACCAUCCCGCAAUAUGUCGAACUCCCAGCCAGAGUUCCUAUAUCUGUGUCCAAAACGCAGCCUCCACAUUCCACCAUCUCCGAUACUCCCUUACCAAAGACAGAGAGUUCUACGUCCGGCUUUACGCAUGCAGCCCGCAGCUAUGGAAUCAUUUGGCCCUUGAUGUCCGUUGCCACUUGCCCCGUCUGCCAUAGUUCUCGUCGUGCGUGGAUAAUCAAUCGGCUGCAGUACAUUGGCCGGCAAAUGAAUAAUCCGCAGGCGCUAUUGGCUGUGAAGAUACUAGAGAGAAAUUGGGACGUCGAUAUAAGAAUGCAUCUGUGUCACCUGCUCUAG
Molecule: messenger RNA, 1530 nt
Organism: Letharia columbiana
Lineage: Eukaryota; Fungi; Ascomycota; Lecanoromycetes; Lecanorales; Parmeliaceae
Exons: 3
Coding region: 1-1530 (509 amino acids)
Biological process (GO): regulation of DNA-templated transcription
Molecular function (GO): DNA-binding transcription factor activity, RNA polymerase II-specific; zinc ion binding
Source: RefSeq, a predicted model, not a curated record